This is a messenger RNA of Helianthus annuus (common sunflower), 1556 nucleotides long. Its product is annotated as probable receptor-like protein kinase At2g23200. The record is from RefSeq and is a predicted model, not a curated record. Gene Ontology annotation, cellular component: plasma membrane; plasmodesma. NCBI's taxonomy places the organism in Eukaryota, Viridiplantae, Streptophyta, Magnoliopsida, Asterales, Asteraceae. The transcript has a single exon. Gene Ontology annotation, molecular function: ATP binding; transmembrane receptor protein tyrosine kinase activity. Gene Ontology annotation, biological process: protein autophosphorylation.
UUGAAUGGGCUCGAGAUCAUGGAGUUGUUGAAGAAUUCGGGUGUAGUUGAUCCUUUGAACGAUGGGAAUAGCAGCAAGAAAGCGUACAUCGCGGUUGGAUGUGCUGUUGGAGGUGUGAUGUUUGUUUUGUUGCUAGGUUUUUUUAUCGGGUUUAAGUACUGGAAAGCUAAGCUGGUGGUAGGGACAAAUAGGGAAUCUAACACGGUACCAUCGCACGGUCAGAGUUCAUACACAAGCAUAAAUUUCGACUUUACCAUUAACGACCCGUCACAACAUCCUAACUUGAAUCUCAACCUUCAGUUCCAGUUUGCCGACAUAUUGCAAGCGACAAACAAUUUCGAUGAGAAGUUGGUGAUUGGAAAAGGAGGAUUCGGGAAGGUGUAUAAAGGAACUCUUCCAAGUGGAAAGACAGUUGCGGUGAAGCGAGCCGAGAAAGGACACGGGCAGGGUCGGCCAUAGUUCAUGACAGAAAUUAUGGUCUUGUCAAAAAUACGACACCAACAUCUAGUUAGUUUAAUUGGGUAUUGUGAUGAGAAAUCCGAGAUGAUACUGGUGUAUGAAUACAUGGAAAAGGGCACUCUUCAAGAACAUUUAUACAACACAAAUAAAGACGGCGAGAAGCUCUCGUGGAGUAAGAGACUUGAGAUCUGCAUUAGUGCGAGUCAAGGAUUACAUUACCUCCACACGGGUUCUGAUGCGGUGAUAAUUCAUCGUGAUGUUAAGUCAACAAACAUCUUGCUUAACGAAAACAAUAUAGCGAAAGUGGCUGAUUUCGGGAUAUCUCAAUUCGAUAACUUGGAGGAAAGCGAGAUGAAUAUUAAAGGGAGCAUCGGGUAUUUGGAUCCUGAAUACAUAAGUUGCUUGAAACUUACUCAAAAAUCAGAUGUUUACUCUUUUGGAGUUGUUUUACUUGAAGUGCUAUGCGCGAGGCCUGCACUUGAUAACAAGCUUCCUCAAAAGGAAGUAAAUUUGGCUGAGUGGGCGAUCAAACAGAUAGAGAAUGGGAUGGUGGAGAAGAUAAUUGAUCCGUAUCUUGUAGACAAGGUAAACCCGAUUUCACUAAAAAAAUAUUUGGAAACGGUUGAGAAAUGUUUGAAGAACACAGGAGAUGAGAGGCCAAGUAUGCUUGAUGUGUUAUGGGACUUAAUAUAUGCGUUGAAGCUUCAACAAAUGGUGGAGAAUAAAGAGCCAAAUGAAGAUAGCAUAAUGAAUACAUCGUUGGAGUGGUCGACGCUAAUAACUAAUCAUUUGCCUUCUAAAAGUGACGAUGAUGUUUAUGAUGUGAACGAUAACUCGGUCUCAACUUAUCCAAGUGAAAGCCAAGUAUUUUCCAAGUUGAAGAUUGAUGAAGCCCGAUAGUAUAAAUAAGAACAAUCAAGGUGCGUUCCAUAAAACCUUUAAUGUUUUCAGCUUUUCAAGUUAGGGUACAUAACCAUGUUGCCAUGCCAUUUAUCACCGGAUCACAAGACCAUGUUCUCUUUGUAUGUAAUUGUGUCUUAUUGAUUUAUGUUGUCAAGUCAUGCACCUAGAGUAAAUAGGGUAUUAUAUCCAUGAGU